UCACUUCCUUGCACUACAUAUAAACAUACUAUCAUCAAAUUCCCUCCUCCCUACAGUACAUAGCUUGCUUUGAUAUUCCAUUCCCAUGGCUUCCUCCUCUUCCCGGGCCCUCCUCCUCCUCGCCCUCCUCCUCCUCGCAACAGUAUCCACCAAUGCCUGCUCCACCUGCAAGCCCCCAAAGCCGAAGCCCUGCCCCUCCCCCCAGCCCUCCUGCCCUAGGGACACCCUCAAGCUCGGGGUCUGCGCCGACAUCCUUGGCCUGGUCAACAUCGUUGUCGGGACACCACCCACCACCCCUUGCUGCACCCUCCUCAAAGGUCUGGCCGACCUCGAGGCCGCCCUCUGCCUAUGCACAGCCAUCAAGGCCAAUGUGCUAGGGAUCAACCUCAACGUGCCGGUCGCCCUCUCCUUGUUGCUCAGCGCUUGCCAGAAGACUGUUCCUCCCGGCUUCCAGUGUGCAUGAUAUGUCGACCAAACAUAUAUCAAACCAAAUCAUUGAAUUCCUCAAAGGUAUAAUCUGAAAGUUUGUUCUUAUUGAUAUAUGUCAUCGGUUACUCAUUUUAGGGCUUAAUAAAUGUGCGAGAUUUUUAGGCUGGCGUUGUGUUCGUUCGUUACUCCUUAUUCUAGCAUGCCGAGGUCGUGUUGCAAGUUAAAACUCAGUUGCAGGUGCAAGUAUAUUUGGUUAUUAUUAUUUUUUUUACCUUCAAUAUUGUGUGAUGGGCCAAAAUGUGUAAUUGUUGCUGUGUUACUUAUUGACUACUAUUGUUUUGGGCAAUAAUGCCUUUGGUACAACCUUCUGAUGAGGCUGUAUUUUUAUUUUUAUUUUUUUCCCCCUUACUAGACAUAUAUAUUAUUGUUGUCAAUUAAUUAC
Messenger RNA from Punica granatum (pomegranate), 871 nucleotides. Lineage: Eukaryota; Viridiplantae; Streptophyta; Magnoliopsida; Myrtales; Lythraceae. The record is from RefSeq and is a predicted model, not a curated record.